Messenger RNA from Pristis pectinata (smalltooth sawfish), 4848 nucleotides. RefSeq lists its product as uncharacterized. Bases 12 to 797 code for a protein of 261 amino acids. The record is from RefSeq and is a predicted model, not a curated record. The transcript has 8 exons. NCBI's taxonomy places the organism in Eukaryota, Metazoa, Chordata, Chondrichthyes, Rhinopristiformes, Pristidae.
UCCUGGUAACGAUGGCAGCCGUGGGGCGGACGGAGCCGCUGCGAGAGCCCUGCUGCUACUUGCGCCGCUUCCGAGUGGAUAUUAAUGUUAAGAAGCCCCUUCAACCUACCCAUCUAAGCAGUGAGCAAAUAGCUGUGGAGAUCUGGUCACUCUGUUUUCAGCUUGAUCUUCUUAUCCGGGCAGAAGUUCAUCAGCUACAGGAACAGCUUAGUGAAGAUAAAAGCCCUGUGGAAUCAGAAUCUUUUCAUACAAGAGGUAUAGAUUAUGUUGAAAGAAUCAAACAUUAUCUGGAGCAUCUACCAGACCCUGUUCCACAGCUGGAGGACUACCUGGAUUCUCAAGGAUUGUCAACAUUAUUUCCCCGUGUUGAAAUAUAUGUGAUUCAUGGCAGACCUGUUGAUAUGCUGGAACGGCCUACUGCAGAUGAUUACUUUUCCCAUAUUGGGAAACUAAAUCAACUUUUGGUUUUAAGUCAACAACUGGAAGACGAUGUUCAGCAUUUAGGAAGCCAUAAGUACAUAGCACAUCAGCUUUCAGUCUUGUAUAAAGUUCUGAAUUAUUUCACUGGAUAUAUUGCAUUUGAUGUACUAAAAAGAGACAUUGAAGCAAAUUUCAAAGCUUUAAAAUCUGGAUUGGCUGUCAGUGAGAAUUCUGAACAGGAGCCUCUGCUACCAUGUCAUUAUGUAAACUGGAUACUCAGUCUUACUCGCAGCAUCAUUAAAAUUGUGUCAACCCUUCCUGAAGAGCUUACUGAAGAAUUCUCUUUGGUCAUGUCUAUUGCUGCGAAUCUGAGAUAAUGCUCAUAGCAUGAAAGCUCUCUGAGGAUGUUAGAGACUUUAAGUAAUUAUAAGUUGCACUGAAGAUCAAUCUGAAAAGAAACAUCAGUUAGUUCUUUGAGAACUUAAUGGCCAAGAAAUUCUAUUGAGUAACGCAAUGGUUAUAUGUGCUACCCGAUUGAAUUUCUACCAAUAAAACAUUUUGUUAAAGGAAAUCAGGGACUUGUUACAUGAAUAAUAAAGUCUGCAAUUUGUGCUUCUGGUGCUUAGAUGUACGUAUACAGUAGUAUUCAAUGGCAUACAGUACAUGCCAUGACGAAACGUCCAUGAUUUUCACCAGUAGGUUUUGGCGCUCUGACCAGAGAUGCAGAAAAACGACUUUGCAACGUAUAUAAGGCUAGACACAUCAUAGGGUAAAGAGAGCCUUAGGCCAUGGUAGGUCCAUUUUAGUUGAAAAACUUGACUCUUGUGGCAGUUCUUCCCCCGUGCACAACAUUUCUCACCUACUUUUGGUAAACAAUACCCCAUAACCUAAUUGCAACACCAAUUUUAUUUUAUUUUAUGUCCCCUCCCCAAACCUCAGCCCAGUUGUGUCACCCUAUCUGUAGCCAUACACCAACAGCUGAUUUCCCCAAUACAAUUCCUCAGUUCUCAGGCUUCUUUCCACCACCCCUCCCUCCACCACACCCAAACCGACUCUCAAACUGGACAAUGCAUCUUGCCUUCCAUGUGGCGGCACGGUAGCGUAGUGGUUAGCGCGACGCUGUUACAGCGCCAGCGAUCGGGGUUCGAUUCCCAUCGCUGUCUGUAAGGAGUUUGUACGUUCUCCCAUGUCUGCGUGGGUUUCCUCCAGGUGCUCUGUUUUCCUCCCACAUUGCAAAGAUGUACGGGUAGGUUAAUUUGGGUUUAAAAUGGGCGGCGUGGACUCGUUGGGCCGGAAGGGCCUGUUACCAUGCUGUAAAUAAAAUUGAAAAAAAAUUCCUAGAAUACUUAUCAUUCUGGUUUGCAUUGUGUCUCAAAUGAUUCCACUCUCUGGUUUCCAACAUGUUCUAACUGUUAAUAAUGCUUAAGAGCAAAAAAUCCCUUCCUGAUGUUUGUCAUCAAUAUACCUUUAACAGCUUGGUUUGGUUUAUUAUUGUCACGGGUACCGAGAUACAGUGAAAAGCUUUUGUUUUGUGUGCCAUCCAGACAGAUCAUGCCAUACAUAAGUACAUCAAGGUAGUAAAAGAAAACUGAAUGCAGAAUAUAGUGUUCCUGUUACAGAAAAAGUGCAGUGCAGAUAGACAAUAAAGUGCAAAGGCCACGAUGAGGUAGAUUGGAAGAUUAAGAGUUCAUCAUGGGCGGCAUGGUAGUGUAGUGGUUAGCUAUUACAUUGCCAGUGACCUGGGUUCAAUUCCACGCUGUCUGUAUGGAAUUUAUAUGUUCUCCCCGUGUCUGUGUGGGUUUCCUCCCACAUUCCAAAGUCGUACGGGUUAGGAGCUGUGGGCAUGCUAUGUUGGUGCCGGAAGAGUGGCGACACUUGCGGGCUGCCCCCAGCACACUCUCAGUAAUGCAAAAAGAUGCAUUUCACUGUGUAUUUCAAUGUACAUAUGACUAAUAAAUAUCUAUAUAUCUUUUAGCAUAUGAGAGGUCCGUUCUGCAGUCUGAUAACAGUGGGAAGUAAUCUGUCCUUGAGUCUGGUGGUACAUGCCCUCAGGCUUUGGUAUCUGCUGCCCAAUGUGAGAGGGGAGAACAGAGAGUGGUGGGGAGGGGGAGUGGUUAGUUGUUUCCCCGAGGCAGUGGGAAGUGUCGAUGGAGUUAAUGGAGGGGAGGCUGGUGUGUGUGAUGGACUGGGCUGCGUUCAUAAUUCUCUGCAAUUCCUUGUGGUCUUGGGCAGAUCAGCUGCCAUACCAAGCUGUGAUGUAUCCAGAUAGGAUGCUUUUUAUGGUGCAGAUUUGUUCUGUAGUCCCAUUGUAUUUGAAGGUAGAAUUUUCCUCAAAGCACACUGCAAUGGCAGAGCAUGUAAGAUAAGAUAAGAUCUUUAUUAGUCACAUGUACAUCGAAACACACAGUGAAAUACACCUUGGAGGAAUGUAUGUAUGUACAUACAUGGAGGAAUGGCCUUUGCAUGUGCUGUGGUGCAAGACAAGCUAAGUGGCAUACAAUGUCUUGGGUCACAUGGCACAGAACUUUCCAAUAGCCUGUUGUGCAAUUCUGAUCUAACCUACUCCCCCUCUGCUAAUUACCCUAAAGCCCUGCAAUCUCUCACUCAUAUGCUUAUCAACUCUUUGAUUCUUUUGCCAUUUACUCUAAGAGGUAACUUACAGCUGAUUAACCUACCAGCACAUCUUUGGUAUGUGGGAGGAAACCAAAGCACCAAGCAAAAACCCAUGCAGUCACAAGGAGAACAUGUAAAUUCCACACAGGCAGCACCUGAGGUCAGGAUUGAACCCGGAUCCUUGGAGGUGUGAGGCAGCAGCGUUAACUGCUGCGUUAAUGUGCUGCCAGCUCUUAGUUGUAUUCCCUCCUCUAUUUACUCUUUGUGAAUGGAUAUAAGAGAGAGAAUAUUGUCUAUCCAUUGAUUGCAUGGGUAAUGGGGGUUGGUUGAUGGUGUGAUAAUUCUGUCAAUAUGUAUGCACAAACUCUUUAUGUUGUAAGUGCUACGAAAAUGCAAGUUGUCAUCAACAGGAGGCACUGGAUGGCAUUCAGGGGCAGGGAUCCUGGUUGCUUUCCUUCCUACCACUUUGUAUCCCAAGAACCAUCAGUAGCAUCCCAUAUAGUGCUUUGGCUGAGAUUAACUUGAAUAAAAAAGCAGGAAUCAGACCUCUUAAUUUGCAGUUUAAUUUGGCUUAGUUUCAACAACAUAUUUACCUAUUUGAGGCAUCAGCAGACUCUUCUAAACCUGUGAUGAUCAGAGGUGUGUGUUCUGUAAAACAAAAUGGAUAAAAUAUCACAAAGGUAUAAUAAUGCAGAUGCUGGAAAUCUGAAAUAAAAAUAGAAAAUGCAGGAGAUAUUCAGUGGGUCAGUCAGCAUCCGUGCAGAGAGAAAUAAAGCAAACAUUUCAGGUUGCUAACCUUUCAUCCUAAUUAUUUAUACUUAUUUUGUAUCUCUUGAAUGGGAUACUUUGCUUUGAUGAAGCAGAGGUAGCACAUAUUUUGAAAGAAUUUUGAUACUGAAGUGAUGAAACUUCAAUCCUUAACAGAGUGAUAUAGAACAUUAGUAGUAUUAGGGCAGCAAACAAGCAAGCUUUCACUCGAGAACUUUUUUUUCACUUUUGUGGUUACUCUGACUUGCACGUCCAUGAACAGGGUAAAGGAUUGUUAGGAAAGCAAACAAUUUUUGGCUUUAUUUGUGGCAGCUGAGACAAUUCCCUGUUCUUGAUAUCAUUAAAGAAGCAAAUUUAUUUCAUUAACAACAUCUCAACAAUUUCUAAGUUUGCCUAAUUAUCUACACUCACAGGCACGUACAAGUUAACUUCACCCCCUGUGAUUCAUUCGUAAGAAAUUAAUCAGUUAAUUCCUCCCUCUCAUGUUGUUUAUAUCCAAUUUAUUCACAACAUGGAUUUGGAUAAAGAAUCGCCUUCAGCCAAAUGCACCUCGUCUUUCUAGAAGAGUUAUUAUGGUUUGCAUUGUCUCUCAAAUGAUUCCAGUCUUUGAUUUCCAACUUGUUCUAACUAUUGAUAAUGCUUUGCAAGCAAAAAUCCCCUCCUGAUGUUGUCAUAAAUAUAUUUUUAAUAGCUUGCAAAGAUUUGUUCAGUACUCCUAGUGUAUUUGGAGAUAAAGUUUUUCAUUCAUUUGGAAAAUAUGCCUCCUGAGUGACUUGUAUUAGACUUGGGUCAGUGGGAGUGCUGAGCAAUAAUAAAUCAGAAGGUUGUGGGUUCAACCUCUGCUUCAGACUUGACAGCACUAAUUUGACCUAGCACUUUGAGGGAGCGCUGUGCUUUCAGAGCUGUUGUCUAUUGGAUAUCCAAAAAGUGGAGUUAGAAGAUCGUGUAGCAAAAAUAAAACUGCUGGAGGAACUCAGUGGGUCAAGCAGCAUCUGUGGAAGCGGGAUGGUUAACAUUUUGGAUCAGGACUGAGAGUGUAGAGAAAAU